Messenger RNA from Cyclopterus lumpus (lumpfish), 2388 nucleotides. It is a transcript of the gene suds3, whose product is annotated as SDS3 homolog, SIN3A corepressor complex component. Gene Ontology annotation, molecular function: histone deacetylase binding. The transcript is spliced from 12 exons. The record is from RefSeq and is a predicted model, not a curated record. Lineage: Eukaryota; Metazoa; Chordata; Actinopteri; Perciformes; Cyclopteridae. Gene Ontology annotation, cellular component: Sin3-type complex. Bases 687 to 1565 code for a protein of 292 amino acids. Gene Ontology annotation, biological process: negative regulation of transcription by RNA polymerase II.
CUGACAGUGGGGCUCCGUCUGCUUGUGGAACAGAAACGGAAGCGCGCGAUUAUUGAGUAAAUGUAGUUAAUUUUAACACCGCGUUUGAAGCGAUCUCCAGAUUUACGCUCAACUUUCGAGCAGUUUUUUUUCUUUUGCACUUCCGAAAAUAAAACUCUGACUGCCUCCCCUUUUAAACUGGGCAGCUAACCGCCGUCACGCGCACUUAGCUCGCAAGCUACAUAACAAGUUAGCUAGCCCGACGAUCGACGAAUCAAGUUCCUGGAAACGUCUCGGGAGCAGGUGGCGUAAACUAACGUCAGAUAAACUUGCGUCUCCGCUGCGGAUAGACAAUUGAGACCCAACGGUUCACGAUAAUAAUGCAAACAACGAAACUCGCAUUUGUUUACAAGCUAACUAAAACGUUAGCUGGCGAUUUAUGAAUACCAACGUUAAGCGCGCGGCAGCAUCACUGCCGAGCUUUUUAACCACGUUGGCUUCACGUUAUUGUGGAAUACCAAAUUAUUUUUUCUCGUCGACGUUAUCUUUAGGCACGUCGCAGUUUUUGAUAACGUUAGCUUCGUGACGUUAGCUCCGAGCACUGACAGGUCGAGCUGUGUCCGCUGCCCCUCUUCACGCUGCUCGAUGAGACGGGACGGGUAGCAGCGAGAGAGACGGGAGACACGACCAGAGGGGGAAGCCAGGCGAUGACAGCACUGCAAGACACGGAAGAUGCCAGUGAAACAGACCUUGCCAAGCACGACGAGGAUGACUAUGUUGAAAUCAAAGAGCAAAUGUACCAAGACAAACUGGCCUCUCUGAAAAGACAGUUGCAGCAAUUACAAGAAGGUACGCUGCAGGAGUAUCAGAAGAGGAUGAAGAAGCUCGACCAGCAGUACAAAGAGAGACUCCGAAACGCCGAUCUGUUUCUACAACUAGAAACGGAGCAGGUGGAGAGGAACUACAUCAAGGAGAAGAAGGCGGCGGUGAAAGAGUUCGACGAUAAAAAGGUUGAGCUGAAGGAAAACCUAAUCGCAGAGUUGGAGGAGAAGAAGAAGAUGAUCGAGAAUGAAAAAUUAACUAUGGAGCUGACGGGCGACUCGAUGGAGGUAAAACCGAUCAUGACUCGGAAGCUGAGGAGACGGCCCAACGAUCCGGUCCCAAUACCAGACAAACGGAGAAAACCUGCACCAGCUCAGCUAAAUUAUUUGUUAACAGACGACCAGAUAAUGGAAGAUUUAAGAACACUUAAUAAGCUUAAAUCACCAAAACGGCCAGGUGUUUCUCCCUCUCCGGUGUCCCCCUCGUCCCCAGAGCACGUCCCUUCCACUCCCAUCGAGAGCCCCUCCCAGCGCUACGAGGCCCGCAUCGAGGAGGGGAAGCUCUACUACGACAAAAGAUGGUACCACAAGAGCCAGGCCAUCUAUCUGGAGUCAAAGGACAACACAAAGAUUAGCUGUGUCAUCAGCUCAGUGGGGACCAACGAGAUUUGGGUGAGGAAGACGAGUGACAGUACAAAGAUGAGGAUCUACCUGGGACAGCUGCAGAGGGGAGCGUUUGUCAUCCGACGACGGUCGGCUGCGUGAAAAUAUUAACACCCCCCCCCCCCCCCCCCCCCCUCUGUUCAUUCAUCCAUCCAUCCGCCCACUUUCUUCAUCCUCCGGUUUCCCCCGAUUUGCUGCAUCUCACAUGCGGCGUUGUGUUCUUCCUCGUCGUCACCCUCCAUUACGCAAACAUACACGUCUUCCGUGGCCAAGAAUAACAUCUCAACAUCUCACCAGAUUGGGUCUGUUCCCCCCCCCCCCCCCCCCCCAACAUAAACCAAAUGAUAAUCCAGUAGAAGUGGGAUCUGACUGUCUCUCCGGCAUUAUUUGUCACUAUGUGGCUCGUGUGUGAAGGCAGUCGGUGGUCAUUAAAGAGCCAAAUCUUUUCCACGGCGUUCUGUCCUCCUUUACCUUCAACCGCUAAGUUAUUGUUUACUUCGACAGCCUCGCGUUGACCCACAGGAACUGUCUUUCACACUCGAGGGGAAAUGAAGAUGUUGUAGCUGCUGCAGGUUUUUGGAUGAUUGUCAUAAAUCACUCGUCAGUUUCCGUAAAAACCAGAAGUCACGUCAUUUUUUUUAAACUGUGCCUCUUUUUUCUUUUUUUUUUGUCAACGGGGAAACUGCUGCUUGACACGUUUGUCCUAAAAAACAUGUUUAAAAAUCCUCCUGUAUAAAAACCCUACUUUCUUCUUUUUUUAAAAAAAUAUUAUUAUUAUUUGGAAAAAAGAAGUGUCAUUUCUUUGCCAUUUUGUGUGAUCCCCUCCGUAUGCGAACGAUCUGAACGACUGUAUUUGCAAUGUGGAGCACCGAGUUGACUGUUGAUUUGUACCGUUACAUUUUAUUAAAAUGUUUUCUGCAUUUUA